Messenger RNA from Lepus europaeus (European hare), 3072 nucleotides. RefSeq names its product scaffold attachment factor B2 (gene SAFB2). Gene Ontology annotation, molecular function: RNA binding; sequence-specific DNA binding. Lineage: Eukaryota; Metazoa; Chordata; Mammalia; Lagomorpha; Leporidae. Gene Ontology annotation, biological process: regulation of transcription by RNA polymerase II; regulation of androgen receptor signaling pathway; regulation of mRNA processing. The record is from RefSeq and is a predicted model, not a curated record. Gene Ontology annotation, cellular component: nucleus.
CCGCGGGCGGUGCGCGGCCGGGCGGGCGAGGAUGUCGGAGACCCCGGCCGAGUCGGGCGACUCGGGCCCCGGCGCGGCCGCCCCGGGCUCUGGCGCCUCUGAGGCCGGGACGCGGCGCCUCAGCGAGCUGCGGGUGAUCGACCUGCGGGCCGAGCUCAAGAAGCGGAACCUGGACACGGCCGGCAACAAGAGCGUGCUGAUGGAGCGGCUCCGGAAGGCGGUGCAGGAGGAAGGGCAGGACCCCGACGACAUGGGCGGCGAGCUGGAAGGCGCCGGCCGGAGGCUGGCAAAGAGGUUCGCCAGAGGGCAGAAGACGGAGGAGGAAGGCCCUGAAGACAACGGCCUGGAGGAGGACCCCGCGGACGGGCAGGAGGACGUGGAAGCAGGGCUGGAGGCCUUGCGCGGCAUGGACAUGGUGGACAUUAGUGUGCUGGACGAAACCGAGGCCGACGCCGGCGGCGCUCCGGAGUUUGGCGAGGACGCUGACGACAUGCUCGACUCCUUUUGUGACAGUAGAGCGUACGGGGCUGCGGCGCUGAGGCCCCUGGAGCACGCUGUGGAUGGGGAGGCCUUCGAGAACUCCAUGGAAGCGACGGCGUUGGACCUCAGGAUGAGUCCGGACAUUGAAGACGCCCUGUUGGAGCCAGAAAAUGAGAAAAUACUCGACAUUUUGGGGGAAACUUGUAAGUCUGAGCCAGUAAAAGAAGAAGGUUCCGAGCUGGAGCAGCCAUUUGCACAGGAUACAAGUAGCGUGGGGCCAGACAGGAAGCUUGCGGAGGAAGAGGACGUUUUUGACAGCGCUCAUGCUCAUCCGGAGGAGGAGGAGGAGUUGGAGGAGGAGGAGGAGGAAGAGGGAGAUUUAGAUUUGGCCAGCGAGUCAACACGAGCUCAGUGGAGCAAGGCAGACGCGCUGGUAGACACGGGUGGGGAGCCCGUGGCGCAGACGGGCGGAGGCGCCAGGACGGACUGUGAGCCUGUAGGGCUAGCCGAGCCAGUUGAGCAGAGUAGCGCGGCCUCAGAGCUCGCGGAGGCCUCUAGCCAGGAGGUCGCGGAAGCGCCCACGGAAGCCCCAAGCCCAGAGCCCAGAGAUAGCAAAGAAGACGUGAAGAAGUUUGCUUUUGAAGCUUGUAAUGAAGUCCCUCCGGCUCCUAAAGAGUCCUCAACCAGUGAGGGCGCUGAUCAGAAAAUGAGCUCUUUGAAGGAAGAGAAAGACAUAAAGCCAGUCGUUAAGGAUGAGAGAGGCCGCAGCGGCAGCAAUGGCGGCGGCGGCAGCGGCUCAGGCAGGAACCUGUGGGUCAGCGGGCUGUCCUCCACCACGCGCGCCACAGACCUGAAGAACCUCUUCAGCAAGUACGGCAAGGUGGUCGGGGCCAAGGUGGUGACGAACGCGCGCAGCCCCGGGGCGCGAUGCUACGGCUUCGUCACCAUGGCGACCGCGGAGGAGGCCACCAAGUGCAUCAGCCACCUGCACAGGACGGAGCUGCACGGCAGGAUGAUCUCCGUGGAGAAGGCUAAAAACGAGCCUGCAGGCAAGAAGCUGGCCGACAGGAAGGAGAGCGACGUGAAGAGGGAGAAGCUGCCUGGCGCCGACAGACACCACCCCGUGGAGAUCAAGACGGAGAAAACCAUCAUUAAGAAGGAAGAGAAAAUUGAGAAAAAAGAGGAAAAGAGGCCGGAAGACAUUAAGAAAGAAGAGAAAGACCCAGACGAGCUGAAGGCUGGGCCUGCGAACCGCUGCAGGGCCACCAAGUCAGGGAGCCGAGGCCCGGAGCGGACAGUGGUCAUGGAUAAGUCGAAAGGCGAGCCCGUCAUCAGCGUGAAGACCACCAGCAGGUCCAAGGAGAGAAGCUCCCCGAGUCAGGACCGCAAGUCCCAGAGCAAGGAGAAGAGGGACAUCCUGUCGUUCGACAAGAUCAAGGAGCAGAGGGAGCGCGAGCGCCAGCGGCAGCGCGAGCGCGAGAUCCGGGAGACCGAGCGGCGCCGGGAGCGCGAGCAGCGGGAGCGGGAGCAGCGGCUCGAGGCCCUGCACGAGCGCAAGGAGAAGGCGCGGCUGCAGCGGGAGCGCCUGCAGCUCCAGUGCCAGCGGCAGCGGCUGGAGCGCGAGCGCAUGGAGCGGGAGCGGCUGGAGCGCGAGCGCAUGCGCGUGGAGCGCGAGCGCCGGCGCGAGCAGGAGCGCAUCCACCGCGAGCGCGAGGAGCUGCGGCGCCAGCAGGAGCAGCUGCGCUACGAGCAGGAGCGGCGGCCCGCGGCGCGGCGGCCCUACGACCUGGACGGCCGGCGAGAGGACGCUUACUGGCUAGAGGGGAAGCGCAUGGCGUUGGAGGACAGGUACCGCACCGACUUCCCCCGGCCGGAGCAUCGCUUCCACGACUUCGACCAUCGGGACCGGGGCCAGUACCAGGACCACGCGGCUAACAGGAGGGAAGGCGCCAGGCCAGUGAUGGGCGAGCGAGACGGGCAGCACUACUCAGAGGACCGCCACGGCCACGGCGGGCCCCCAGAGCGCCACAGCCGGGACUCGCGGGACGGCUGGGGGGGCUACAGCUCGGACAAGAGGAUGAGCGAAGGCCGGGUGCCGCCUCCCCCCAGGGGCGGCCGCGACUGGGGCGAGCACCACCAGCGACUGCAGGAGCCCCCGGCACGCGCCUGGCAGGGCGGCGCGGACGAGGGCGUGGCCGCGCGGGAGCACGCCAGGUGGCCAGGUGCUGAGAGAGGCCUGACGGGGCCCUCGGGGCCGGCGCACGCGAGUCGCGGCGGAGCGGCGGGGCGAGGCGGCUUCCCGCAAGGCGGGCACUCCCAGGGCCACGUGGUGCCCGGGGGCGGACUGGACGGCGGCGGAGUGGCCGGCCAGGACCGGGGCAGCAGAGUCCCGCACCCGCACCCGCACCCGUACCCCCACUUCACUCGCCGCUACUGACGGCGCGCACGGCGCGGGCUCAGGUAGGCGGCGCCUGUCGCACGGUCCAGGUUACCCGGAACUGUGGGGUCUUCUGCCAACGCCUUGUAGCUCCAGACAAUGUGAACUCCCUUCUUUUUCUUUCUUUUUUAAAUAAAUAUGUUUUCGUUCUGCCA